AUGGAUCAGCUGGAAGAAAAAGUCGCCAUCGUGACCGGAGGUGGCUCCGGCAUCAACCUCGAAUUUGUCAAGUUAUUGUUUGGGGCAAAGUGCAACGUACUUAUCGCGGACAUUGCCCUCCAUCCCAGGGCCACGGAGUGGCUCUCAUCCAUCCAGCAGAUAGGGCCAUUGUCGACGACGAGUAGUCCUCAGGUUGAAUUUAUCAAGACCGACGUCACCGACUGGGCUCAGCUGGAGUGGGCUUUUACUGUCGCCCAUGACAAGUUUGGCACCGUGCCCGAUAUUGUGGUUCCAGGAGCCGGUGUGUACGAGCCCUCCGCGAACUCGUUUUGGGAGGAUAAUGACAGUGACUCUCGGUACAAGGUGCUCGAUAUCAACCUCGUGCACCCUAUCAAGAUGUCUCGGCUCGCCAUUCGACACAUGAUCGAGGCGGGGAAAAAGGGGACCAUCAUCCACGUGUCUAGCAUUGCGGGCCAACGAUCGAGUCUGGUCACACCGCUAUAUCAGGCAAGCAAGCACGGCAUAAACAGCUUCAUCAGAGGGAUGGCCAGCUUGGAUUCCCUGGCCGGCAUUCGUGUCGUGGGGGUCGCACCGGGGACAGUGCAGACCCCGCUAUUCACGGAAAACCCUAAGGCUUCCAAAUUCCUCGACAUGAAGAAGGACUUUCUCCUCCCGCCCGAGGUUGUUGCUAAGGCGAUGUUGGCGCUCCUCACCGACGCCAAGUAUAAAAGCGGCACGGUCCUCGAGGUCUGCGACGUCGUCAAGUGGCGAGAGGUGUCGCUCCUCAACGACCCGGGGCCACAGGGUCCGGCCAGUUUGACGAGUCGCAAAGCCGAUGCGGUGAAGGACAUCAUGCGACAUUUGACUGCGGACGGAAACCCUGGUUCUGUGCCAAAUGUUAGGAUCAUCACUGAUUGA
This is a messenger RNA of Exophiala aquamarina CBS 119918, 918 nucleotides long. RefSeq lists its product as uncharacterized. Lineage: Eukaryota; Fungi; Ascomycota; Eurotiomycetes; Chaetothyriales; Herpotrichiellaceae. Gene Ontology annotation, molecular function: oxidoreductase activity, acting on the CH-OH group of donors, NAD or NADP as acceptor. The record is from RefSeq and is a predicted model, not a curated record. The transcript is spliced from 2 exons. Gene Ontology annotation, cellular component: cytoplasm. The coding region runs from base 1 to 918 and encodes 305 amino acids.